UCCCGCCCCUUCCGGUCGGGUCCGCCCGGCUUCUUCCGCCCCUCGAGGGUUUGGCUGGAGUCGCCGCGUGAGUUGCGGUCUCUGCUGACGGUGAGGUUCCUGCGUGUGGGGUCCGAGGUCCCGGGCCGCGAGGACGUCGACAUGCCUAAAGCACCAAAGGGAAAAAAUGGAAGACAGGAAAAAAAAGUCAUCCAUCCAUAUAGUAGAAAAGCAGCUCAAAUUACAAGACAGGCUCACAAACAAGAAAAAAAGGAAAAGUUGAAGAAUGACAAGGCGUUGCGUCUCAGCCUUAUUGGUGAAAAACUUCAGUGGUUUCAGAGUCAUCUUGAUCCCAAAAAAGUAGGAUAUUCAAAGAGAGAUGCUUGUGAAUUAAUUGAAAGGUAUUUAAAUCGAUUCAGCAGUGAGCUGGAGCAGAUUGAGUUGCAGAACAGCAUCAAGGACCGGCAGGGCAGGCGGCACUGCUCCCGGGAGACGGUCAUCAGGCAGACGGUGGCGCGGGAGCGGCAGCAGUACGAGGGAUACGGCUUCGAGAUUCCAGACAUUUUAAAUGCAAGUAACCUGAAAACUUUUAGGGAAUGGGAUUUGGAUCUGAAGAAACUGCCAAACAUUAAAAUGAGAAAAAUUUGUGCUAAUGAUGCAGUGCCGAAGAAGUGCAAGAAGAAAACCGUCACAGCUGUAGACGGAGAUUUAGGGGAAUUGGAACUAAAAGAUGAAUCAAGUGACACGGAUGAGGAAAUGACUGCAGUGGACUAACUGCCUUUCUUUGCUCAAAAUAAUUUGAGAGCUUCAAGUUAUACUUGAUGAUGGUAAAUAGUCCAGAUACAAGAAUUUGCUAUUUAGCUGAUUCUCUUAUAUAAAGAGAAUCCUGUUUUUAGUUUCAAAAACGGUGUUACGAUUGUCACUUAAAAGUGAAUGUUGGUUUUCAUUUACAUUAAGUUGUUAGAAUAGAUAGAAGUGGUCUGCACAGUGCAUGUAAUCUGAAUUUCUGGGGCUGGGAGAGCAAUAUGAAUGAGGGAGAAUGUAGUUUUUCCCCUGUGUUUACUUAGAAUCAUCUAAUCUCACAUUUUGGAGCAUGGACAGCAACUAUUUGCUGAAAGGUUACAAUGGAUACUUCUUGAGCAGUGAUGACAGCAAAAUUCCUUUUUAGUAAUAAUGUUUCACUGUUCUUCCUCUUACACAUUAAACCUAUUUUCUUUCCUUAUAGAAUAGGGAAAACGUGAAAUGGAAAUUAGAUACACUCAUGAAUUCUGCAUUGCUAUUAUUUAUUAUCUUUGAGCCAGAGUUAGUUAAAUAGUUUAAAAAAAUCACUAUUCUUGUUAUGUUGCUCUCCUACACUUAAUCGUUUAUCUUGGUAAAGGGUAUAAAUGAUUUCAGGUUAGCAGUUUGGUUUGUGUAUUAUUUUUUUUGCUUUCUCAAUGUGAAAAGUGAUAGAUAUGUAUUUGUGGAAACAGAACUAGAGAUGAGAGAACCAGUUGUUGCAGUUGUAUUAUUUUCCUCUAAGUGAUAGGUUAAAUGGACAUAUAAAACAACUCGAUGUUUCCAGUAACAUGAAAAACAUGGAAGUGGUAGAAUGUGCUUCACUGAACUUGUUAAACGCAGGCAUCUUCUAGUCUGUUUCUAAACAAUGGAGUGCAAGCGUGUUUGAGUAUUUUCAAGAAACAAAAUUCUGUAUGAAGUAACUCAAUAUCAACUAAGUCUUGUUAACAGCUUUUUUACUUCAGAAAAUUAAAAAACUUAUUUCUAUAAUUUCACUUCUUAAGGUUCUAAUUUAAUUUUCAGUGAUUUAACUGAUGCUGACUUGCUUUGGCUUUACUAAUCUGUGCAAAAGUAUGGUUUUGUGAUUACAUCAUAAGUUCCUGUCUCUUUAGUCAUUGGAAAUUUUUCUUGUUGAGGGGAAAGGGGUUCAGUUUUAGUUUCAAAAUGGCUAUAAACACUGAGUGGUAAGUUACAGUAAAGAAUAAAAAUGUUUUUAUCUGGUCUGAUAUUUAAAAA
This is a messenger RNA of Camelus dromedarius (Arabian camel), 1992 nucleotides long. It is a transcript of the gene TMA16, whose product is annotated as translation machinery associated 16 homolog. NCBI's taxonomy places the organism in Eukaryota, Metazoa, Chordata, Mammalia, Artiodactyla, Camelidae. Bases 142 to 753 code for a protein of 203 amino acids. Gene Ontology annotation, cellular component: nucleus. The record is from RefSeq and is a predicted model, not a curated record. The transcript is spliced from 7 exons.